GACAUCAUUACAAAGAUGCAAGAUGACAAGACAGGAGGUGUGCCCAUCAGAACAGUCAAGAGCUUUCUUUCCAAAAUCCCCAGUGUUGUCACAGGUACUGACAUUGUGCAGUGGCUUAUGAAGAACCUUUCCAUCGAGGAUCCAGUUGAAGCAAUACACCUGGGAAGCCUUAUAGCUGCCCAGGGCUACAUCUUUCCCAUCUCGGACCACGUGCUCACCAUGAAGGAUGACGGCACCUUCUAUCGUUUCCAGGCGCCUUAUUUCUGGCCUUCAAACUGCUGGGAACCUGAGAACACUGACUAUGCCAUCUAUCUCUGUAAGAGGACGAUGCAGAAUAAGGCGAGGCUGGAAUUGGCAGAUUACGAAGCAGAAAACUUAGCAAGACUCCAGAGGGCCUUUGCCAGAAAGUGGGAAUUCAUCUUCAUGCAAGCAGAAGCACAAGUAAAGAUUGAUCGGAAAAAGGACAAGACAGAAAGGAAAAUUUUGGAUAGUCAAGAACGGGCCUUUUGGGAUGUCCACAGGCCAGUGCCAGGCUGCGUGAACACAACAGAAAUGGAUAUCAGAAAAUGUCGGCGUUUGAAGAAUCCUCAAAAGGUUAAAAAGUCAGUAUAUGGAGUGACUGAAGAGUCCCAGUCGCAGAGCCCUGUGCACAUACCCAGUCAACCCAUCAGGAAAACUACAAAAGAGGACAUCCGGAAACAGAUAACAUUUUUGAAUGUGCAGAUUGACAGACAUUGUUUGAAAAUGUCCAAAGUGGCCGAAAGCCUUCUGACCCUUACGGAACAGUACGUGGAAUAUGACCCUUUUAUAACGCCAGCCGAGCCAUCCAAUCCUUGGAUCAGUGACGACAUCGCUUUAUGGGACAUAGAGAUGAGGUAA
This is a messenger RNA of Galeopterus variegatus (Sunda flying lemur), 879 nucleotides long. Its product is annotated as regulator of G-protein signaling 6. Lineage: Eukaryota; Metazoa; Chordata; Mammalia; Dermoptera; Cynocephalidae. Gene Ontology annotation, biological process: G protein-coupled receptor signaling pathway; regulation of G protein-coupled receptor signaling pathway; intracellular signal transduction. The transcript has 12 exons. Bases 16 to 879 code for a protein of 287 amino acids. The record is from RefSeq and is a predicted model, not a curated record.